AUGGAAAUUUUAAAUUGUGGUGAUGACUAUGAAGAUGCUGCUACAUUAUUAUUUAGUAAACUUGCAGAUAGAAAAAAAAUGAGUCUCAGGAAAUCAUUGCGAUCGAGCUCAAGUUUCAUUAAUCCCGAUAGUGUUGCAAUAUAUUAUUGCCAAAAUAAGUUAGAUCCAGAGUUCUUAGUGAAAAAGUUUAUAAAUAGUGCUAUUGGUUUUGGUGUCUUUGUGACAAAAGACAUAUCUUCUGGAGAAUUUUUAUGCGAAUAUGAUGGCAUUUUAUCCGAUAAAGAGCCAAAUAAUAGUCAAACUAACAACUAUUUAUUUUCAAAUAUUGCUCAUUGCGGAAAAAAGUUUUAUUUAGAUGGCUCUAAUAGCAAACAAAUGGGGGCUUAUAUCAACGACACUUCUGUGCAAUAUCAAAACUGUAAUAUGAAAAAAGUUGUUGUGGAUAACAAGCCUUGUCUUUGUUUAUUUGCAAUUAAAGAUAUAAAGUCUGGCACGGAGCUUAGAUACAACUAUGGUGAUAAAGCAGAUAACUUAUGGUGGAGAACUGAUGUAUGCUAAAUAAACUGUUCACGCACACAAACGCACACAGAC
Molecule: messenger RNA, 591 nt
Organism: Hydra vulgaris (swiftwater hydra)
Lineage: Eukaryota; Metazoa; Cnidaria; Hydrozoa; Anthoathecata; Hydridae
Source: RefSeq, a predicted model, not a curated record